Molecule: messenger RNA, 1116 nt
Organism: Aspergillus steynii IBT 23096
Lineage: Eukaryota; Fungi; Ascomycota; Eurotiomycetes; Eurotiales; Aspergillaceae
Product: branched-chain amino acid aminotransferase
Exons: 2
Coding region: 1-1116 (371 amino acids)
Biological process (GO): branched-chain amino acid metabolic process
Molecular function (GO): branched-chain-amino-acid:2-oxoglutarate transaminase activity
Source: RefSeq, a predicted model, not a curated record
AUGGCUUCCGUCGACUUCCCUCCGGCCCCAACCAACACCAUUGACUGGUCCAAUGUGGGAUUCAAAGUUCGCGACGUGAAUGGCCAUGUGGAAUGCCACUUCUCUCGCAGUAACGGCAACGAAUGGACUGCUCCCAAGUUUGUCCGGUCUCCCCAUCUCCCCAUCCAUGGGAUGGCCCCGGGCCUGAACUACGGCCAGCAAGCCUACGAGGGUCUGAAAGCCUUUCGACACGCGAACGGAUCCAUCUCCAUCUUCCGUCCCGACCGCAAUGCCCGCCGCAUGCGCCACUCCGCCGAAUUUGUCUCCAUGCCGGCCGUGCCUGAGGACCUUUUCGUGCGAUGCGUGGCGCUGGCCGUGGCCGCCAAUGCCGAGUUCGUGCCACCGCAUGAAACUGGGGCGGCGAUGUAUAUCCGCCCGUUGCUGUUCGGAUCGUCGGCGCAGCUGGGUCUCAGUCCGCCGGACGAGUACACCUUCGUGGUAUUUGUUAUGCCCACCGGCGUGUACCAUGGGGUCCAUGCGGUAGAUGCCCUCAUCCUCGAAGACUUCGAUCGCGCUGCCCCCGAAGGGACCGGGUCUGCUAAGGUGGGCGGCAACUACGCGCCGGUAUUGCGUCACAGUGGCCGCGCCGCAGCAGAAGGAUUCGGUAUAACCUUGCAUCUGGACAGCCGCACGCGAUCGGAGAUCGAUGAAUUCUCCACAUCCGCCUUUAUCGGGGUACGAAAAGAUCCCAUCUCUGGUUCAGUGACCCUAGUGCAGCCUGACAGCAAGAAUGUGAUCGAUUCCGUGACUGCUGAGUCGGUGUGUGAGAUUGGCCGGCGGGUGUUUGGUUUUGCCGUCGAGAGACGUCGCAUCGCGUAUGAGGAGAUCAAAGACUUCAGUGAAGUAGUCGCGGCCGGGACAGCGGCCGCCUUGGUGCCAAUUCGAAGCAUCACAAUGCGCUCGCGCAAGGAUAAGUUUACCUUCGAUUGCGGCGCGGAUGGUCAGAGCGGGGGCGAUAUCUGCGUGAAACUACUACAAACGCUGAAGGGCGUUCAGGCGGGCAAGGUCGAGGAUCAGUUUGGCUGGAAUUUGACGGUGCAAGAGCUGCCACAGGAUUGGCUGGAAGGAAAAGAGUAG